GUCAUUAGUCUAUUGAACUGAUUCCUCUUUGGUACUGAACUCCGAUCAUUUUACAACUAAGCCUUUGUUUAGUCUACUGGUGCAGUUGAACCUGCAACCUAGGAGCCUCUGGCAGAUUGCUGUUGGUGCUUUCUAUGUGCAAAUGCUAUUUUUCCCCCUUUAAUCACAUUCGUCUCCUUUAUGUCCGUGCUUCCUUCUCAUCCUUGCCCUUCCUUUGAAGCAGGGCAACACACAUACUAUAGAGCACGGCACUGUUGCCCUGGUUGCUGCAUGACGGAGCUUUAACUUUACAAGUAUCACUAACAGAAAAAUUGUUUGCAGAACUUUGCUGAAUUUUUUCAGUAUUUAAUUGCUGGUUUUGAUCUUGGGUUAUCUAUUCAUAAGUUGCCUGCAUUUUUUUUUUGGUAAAAUAAAUCUCAAUUGCAUUACAAAGCUUUGCAAUAAGUAUCCAACCAUUCUCAUCCCAAAGUCACUUAGUCUUCAAUGUAACAGUGUGUAAUCUUAUGCAUGCAGUCCCACAGCACGCUGACCACCCAGGAGUGGAUGACGCUGUGUCGGCACUAGAACCACGAGAAUCUGACCCUGCAGGCGUGGAAGGACAUACUGGUCAAGAACUGACGGACGUCGCCGGGUUACCGCCGUGCAAGCGUGGUCGUCGCAGCGGCCGCUCGGGCUCCAGAACCCGCGGAGGCGGGUUGUGGUGGACGGGGAGAAGGAGGCUGAGGCUUGACCCGUGGUGGACGAGGGCCUGGGGGCGGAUGAGGGGCCAGAUCAAGGUGUUGUCCAGGACGGCUGCAGCCAAGUCUUUGGGCGGCAGUUAGCUAGAUGGCCGCUGUGGCCAAGUCCAUUUUAUAAAGUUUAUACUGUCGUCUACUGCGUGUUGGUCUUUUUGGUUUGCCGCCUGGUUUCAGAACACAAAAUGGUACCAUUGUUUCUUGUUUGUCAACACGCAAACGCCCGUUUUAGGUAUGAUGAACUGCGGUUUCACAGCAUCCUAUGCUAGCUGAGCUGGGCUCAAGACUGCAGCUUUCCGACUGAUAUGAAGAACUAGUAUCUCCAACUUGAUUGUUCCAGUAACUUGUGCUCCUGGGUGGGUGUUGCAACUUCAUGGUGUCUAGAAUUAGCACCAAACCUGGAUGAAGUUCCAAUUGUCACUUGUCAGUGGACACCUGUUAUAAUGGUGGUUUAUGGAUCUUGAAUUCUUGCAAUCUUGGCCCAUCUUUAUAUGCUAUAAGUUGGACGGUUUAAUUUGGUUGCCUUGUGUUUUCACCAAUUCCUGUUUACUAUGCAGACUGCCGCUUUAUAAUAUUUGAUUUGAUCGAUCUCUUGAAUUUGUCUUUUUAUGGCCUGCUGAUGGCUUGUUGGAGGCCGUCACUUAACUUGGUGUUGAUCCGUUGGUUCAUGUAUGUAAUCAACCAUAUCCUGUCCUGUCAGCACGUUCAAUAGAUCUGCAUUGCUGCUGAUGUAUAAGUGCUGCACGCCAUUGAAGAAGCCUAUUCAGGUUUGCAGUUUUAACCUUUUCUUCUGGCUGCAUUAUCAUGUCACUCUCCCGGCAAAUCGUGCCGGUUCAGCUAUCGAUCUAGUAGUCUUCUCCGUAAGUAUGUAUGUAUGUACUAUGUAAAUAGGUGGGUUUUUUUCAUGCUCGACAAGAUAUAUUUAACCAGUUAUUGCUUACUAUCGUUGAUGGAUGGAGUGAUACAACUCGGUAUUUUUUGACCUAUUUUGUUUGUGGAAUCAGUUAUAGGUAAACUGGGAGCACCUUCUACCUUUUAGCCUCAGGUGUGGUGGUUUCAUUGACGGCACGGUAGCGCAUCCAAGACAACAACACAACAGUCAGUUGCGAGAACCAGAAAGCUAUGGCUAAGCACGUCCAAGGGGCUGCAAUGUUUUCUUUUCAGAAUGACCACAUUAUCUUUUGUCCAGGGCCGUGGUGAUAGCAUAUAGCAUGAUGAUCAUCGUGCUUUGUUUAGAGAGUCUUGUUUACAGGGAAAUGAAGCCUUGAGUGCGUGAAAUGAAUUUGGUUCAAUGUUGUGUACCAUAAAAAGGUUAACGAUGUAACUGUUUGUGAGGAAAUGAAGCAGCGCUCGGUGUCUGCCUGUCUGGUAUGAAACUAUUUGGUGCUAUGUUGUCACAAAAAUGUUAGGUACGGAGUGUGACCUCAGAAUGAACAAAAGAGAACAAUUUAGACUUACUUGCAAUAUUAUCUUUACAACACAUCUAUACAAUGAUCACACACUUUCACACAACAUGCUUGCAAACCCUCGAACACGCCGCGCCUGCCAGUUUUCUUUUUUCUUUUUUUGAUAUCAGCUUCUUUUCUGGAGGGUUGCCAGCUAGUUUUUUUUCGCACACAGGCCCAUCUAUCUUUUUUUAGUGACACAGGUCCACAGUCACUCCAACACAUUUCUCGGCCCAUAGAACACAUUUUCAGCCCACACGCAGAUUGUCCAUUCUACUGCCCAUUUAGUCCGUCGGCUCACUUUCACAGUACACAGUCUCGUGCCCACUGCCACACAGCAGCGCCGCCGCCGCCGCCAGCACAGGCGCCGGAGAACGACCGGGAAAUGGCCUUGCCGGCGAUCCCUAACGAGAUCCUGGCGGAUAUCUUCCUCCGCCUUCCCACCCCCAGAGGAUCUCAUCCGCGCCUCCGCCGCCUGCGUCUCCUUCCGCCGCCUCGUCGCCGACCACGCCUUCCUCCGGCGCUUCCGCAAGCUCCACCCUCCGCCCUCCUCGGCUUCGUCGACUACAGAGGCUUCCACCCCGCCGAACCGCCUCACCCCUCCGCGCCGGCGGCCAGCGCGGUCGCCAGCGCCGCGGACUUCGACUUCAAGUUCCCCCCCGAUGGCGAUACGGACUUGGACUGGACCGUGCGGGAAGUCCGCGACGGUCGCGUCCUCCUCGACAGACCCCGCCGCCACGACGAGCUCGAACCGCUCUUCAAGGAGAUGGUGGUGUGCGACCCCCUGCACCGGCAGUACCUCCUGCUUCCCCCAAUCCCCAGUGACCUAGCCGCUCCAGUGGUGAGCCAACUCCUGAUAGAAAGGUCGUGCUUGGCCCAGUGCUUCCUCGCCCCUCCCAGCGACGACCAAAUGGCAACCGCGACGGAGGAGACGUCAUUCAGAGUGAUCUGGCUGGUGGUGCUCCAGACCAGACCGGUGGCCCUCGUAUUCUCCUCCGGCACAGGGCAAUGGCAAGCCCCGAGUCGGAGCGAGUCGUUACCUGGCUUUUUGUUAUCGACAUGGAAGGUUUGGUUUGUGUCGCGCCAUUAUGCACAUGGUUGCUUCGACUGGGUUUCAGGUUCAUGUGAAAAACUGCUCGUGCUUGACAUCCAGAGGAUGGAGUUCUCCAUGGCUGACCACCCACCCUGUGUCAGAUUCCGGGGCGACGAUGUGGCAAUCGCGGAGGCAGGCCAAGGCAUGACUGUGAUGUUUGUGCCUAAACCGGACACAGAUCGCCGUAUUUAUACUGUUUGGCGGCGAAGCAAUGGUGGGAGUUCCGCCAAGUGGCAGAUGGAGAAUGAGACAUUCUCGCUGGAUUCUGGCUCCUUGAUCAAGGGUGCGGUGGGGAGGCACUUGCUCCUAUAUUAUGUUGGAAGCGUGUCGGUCAAGCCAGGUUGUUACAUCCGGGAUGUCGACACUUUGCAGCUUGAGAGGGUGUGUGAUUGAUAUCCCCAUCCGUCAGAAGUAUAUUGCAACUUCCCACCAUCGUUAUUAUCAUCACCGAUGGUGUCAAGUGUCCCACGCCACGCUGACCACCCAGGAGUGGAUGACGUUGUGUCGGCACCAGAACCACGAGAAGCUGACCCUGGAGGCGUGGAAGGACCUAUUGGUCAAGAACUGAUGGACCUCGCCGGGGGACCACCGUGCAAGCGCCGUCGUCGCUGUGGCCGCUCGGGCUCCAGAACCCGCGGAGGCAGGUCGCGGUGGACGGGGAGAAGGAGGCUGAGGCUUGACCCGUGGUGGAUGAGGGCCUGGGGGCGGAUGAGGGGCCAAAUCAAGGUGUUGUCCAAGAUGGCUGCGACCAAGUCCUUGGGCGCCAGGGGCUUGCCUUGACCAGGAUGUGCUAGUAGCUAGCUGAUGGGGACAUGGAAUGACUCGAUCCUUUUUGUAAGGUUUAUACUAUUGGUCUGCUGCGUGUUGAUCCUUUUUGGUUCGAAAACACAAAAUGGUACCACUGUCAACACGCAGACGGCAUCAAGCCGCGGUCUUCUAGAGCCAGUGUAGAUCGACUGCUGCACGGUUAUGUCGCUGUGAGGAUGGUGCUGUAUCAUCAUUUUCAAUCGCUUCUCAGUAUUGGUCUAUCUGAUUUCUUCGAGUUACCUUCUAGGGAUCUGAUUUCUAGUUAAGAAAUCAAGCCCCAGUCUUCUAGAGCUGCAAA
This is a messenger RNA of Aegilops tauschii subsp. strangulata, 4377 nucleotides long. RefSeq lists its product as uncharacterized. The record is from RefSeq and is a predicted model, not a curated record. NCBI's taxonomy places the organism in Eukaryota, Viridiplantae, Streptophyta, Magnoliopsida, Poales, Poaceae.